UCUCCUGCUCCUCAGGAGUCCCAGAUGACAUCAUGAGUUACCGCAGUGAUGCGCCUCGGCCGCCAGUGCCGGGUGAAGAGGGCCGUGAGGGCGGGCGCUUCUCCAGCAAGACUGCGUCUGAUUGGUCGGAGUCUCCGGCGCUCAUACCGCGCCGCUCUGAUCUGGGUCUGGGGUUCGAGCCUGAGGGCAGCGCUCCACCGGACGGCCCGUACGAGCCCUGGGCCGAGACGCUCCUGACGCUGCUGGACGACCGCGAUGGUACUGCGCUGUUCCUGCUCUUCCUGCGCACGCUGGGCUGCGCGGCGCUGCUCGAGUUCUGGUUCGCCUGCUGCGGGUUCCAGAAAGUUCCAGAGUUCGCGACGGGCCGGCGCCUCAAACUGGCCAGAGCCAUUUACCGCUGCUACCUGUGCGAGCGCAGCGGCGGCAUCGUGUCCCGCAAGAUCGCGGCUGAGACCAGAGGUGCCGUGCGAGACGCCAUCCAGCAGCUGCAGCUUGACUCAAGCCUGUUUGCGCAGGCGCAUGCGCAGGUGCAGGCCGUGCUGCAGGACAGCCUCUUCCCGCUGUUUCUCAGGUCAGACGUGUAUCUGAAACACUCUCAGACUGUCCAAACACCAGGAAACCUCAAAACGACACUGCAAGGAUGCCAGGCCAUGCCCUCGGAAGGGGUGGAGCCUGAGAAAGAGACACUCCCUCCUCAAAAUCCAGCCAAUCAGAAGCGUCUAAAUGAUCGGCAGUGCAGACAGGAGCAUCCCGUGUGUCAUCGACACCACAGAACACGAGAAAGAGACCAGAGACACACACACCUCCCACACACACCAGUGAAGAUGACGCCACACACUUUCGCAGCUGAACUGACGAGGCGUUUGCAGGAGCUGCAGACACACACUCAAAACCCUCGAGUGCCGAGACACAGAGAAGAGGAAACCGAUUCCAGUGGCUCCUCGUUGAUGGCAGACAGUGACGUUGAGAGGUGUGUUACAGUGGUGUAUUACUACAGUGGAGACGAGAUCCCGUACCGGACGUGUGUGCGGUGUGACCCUGCCGUGACCCUGGGCCGCUUUAAAGCCCUGCUGACGCGCACAGGCCCCUUCAGGUUCUUCUUCAAGCGGGCGAGCGGGGAGGUGGCGUGCGGGGCGGUGUACGAGGAGGUGCUGCAGGACGAAGCCGCUCUGCCCGUGUUUGAGGGGACGAUCACGGCCCGGGUGGAGAGAGCCGCUGAGCCGGGCCUGAUCUGAACACAGACUCCAUCAGGUCCAGCCGUCAUCGCAUGAGGAGUUAUGAGUUAUCAUCUGCUCUGCCUUUGAAUAAACAGUCGUUCUUGG
Messenger RNA from Pimephales promelas (fathead minnow), 1322 nucleotides. The record is from RefSeq and is a predicted model, not a curated record. Lineage: Eukaryota; Metazoa; Chordata; Actinopteri; Cypriniformes; Leuciscidae.